Eruca vesicaria subsp. sativa (arugula) is the source of this 654-nucleotide messenger RNA. NCBI's taxonomy places the organism in Eukaryota, Viridiplantae, Streptophyta, Magnoliopsida, Brassicales, Brassicaceae. The record is from the annotation of a GenBank genome assembly.
AUGUUUUCAUCUUGCGCUUACCCCAAAGUUUCAAAACUUCGCUCACAUCCAUUGCGUUUUAUAUCGCUUCUUGACGUGGUAUUUCGAGAUGAAAAUGUCGUGGUUAAGGAGUCAUGGCAACCAAGACGUGGUGUACAUCAUCGUACUCCAAGAAUUGAGUUAAGUGAUGAAGGAGAAAUUCAGAUGGAAAAUGAUUCCCAUGAUCUUGAUCAAAGGGAACAAGAAGAUCCAGACUGGUUACAAACUCCUAUGAACCAUACUCCAAAUGUGACCGAGACAGAUCCUGCAACGAUGUCACAACAAAAUGCAACUGAGAGAUCUCAAAUGAAAGAUACAUCUCGUCGAAAGCGUAAGUGCAAUCCAAUGGACUCCACACUCGAUCGAAUUGCUGCAACCAUGGAAGACCGGAAUGGUAUUCUAGAACAGAUGGCAUCAUCUACAUCUAAGACCCAAUCAACAAAUUCAACUGAGGAACGUAUGGCUCUUGUUGUCAAAUGUGUGAGGGAAGUACCUGAUCUAAUUCCCAUGACAGAGCUAUAUUGGGCAUCACUUGACCUUAUUGCAACAAAUGAUGUUGUGCGAGGCUUAUUUCUGACUCUUCCUAAUGAUGAGAAACUAUCUUUUUUGAAACGUCAAAUUAUAGGAGUCUCGUAA